Messenger RNA from Morus notabilis, 2249 nucleotides. RefSeq names its product F-box/FBD/LRR-repeat protein At2g04230. Gene Ontology annotation, molecular function: protein binding. The transcript has 3 exons. The record is from RefSeq and is a predicted model, not a curated record. NCBI's taxonomy places the organism in Eukaryota, Viridiplantae, Streptophyta, Magnoliopsida, Rosales, Moraceae. The coding region runs from base 199 to 1590 and encodes 463 amino acids.
AUAAUAAUAAUAACAAAAAUAAAAUUGUCACUACUUUUUCCACCUUCUUUCCGGUAUUCCUUCUUUCUCGAGUCUGCUUCCGCCAAAGAUUUUACUCUCUACUUGCUGUCGUUUGUUUAUCUCUUUAUUUAUCAGGACGUUUCAAAGGUAUUUCAGGACUGAAAAGACUUGAGUAUUAAUUAUAUACCCCUUAUUAUUAUGGCUACGAAAAGAAGGAAACGUGACGACAGAAUGGAGCAAGUUAAGGGACCUGAGAUUGUGUUUGAGGAUCGAAUAUCGGACUUGCCUGAUGCUAUCAUCAUUCACGUGUUAUCUUUCCUUCCCACCUUAUAUGCCAUUCGGACCAGCCUUCUUUCCAAGCGAUGGAGAAGCAUGUGGACUUUGGUUCCGGUGUUAGACUUCUGUGAUUCAAGGGACAUUCGUGAUUCCAAAAGACAUAAUGAAAGAAACGACAGGCGGGAAAAGUUCUAUAAAUUCGUAGAUGAGUGUUUGGAGCACCCUUAUGCAGAAACAACCAUUUCUAAAUUGAAGCUUAACAUGGAAGACUAUGGAGACAGUAGUCGAAUGAAUGGUUGGUUGAGAUUUCCUCUGAAGAAGAAUAUCCACGAGUUAAACCUCCGGGUUCGAGGUGCAGGAUACUGCAUACCUCAGUUCAUACUUCAUUUAAGAGCAUUAACUGUUCUAAAGUUGAAUGGUUUAGCGGUUAGAUAUCUUUUUCCUUCUAGCCUUCCUUCGCUGAAAGAGUUGUAUCUCAUGAAGAUCCAAAUGGCCAAUCAAGCAUUAGACUAUCUAUUGAUGGGCUGUCCUUGUCUCGAGAUACUUCAUGUAAAUUAUAGCUAUGGCUUGUUAAAUCCUAAAGUUAAAAGUUUGAGCCUGAAAUCCUUGGACUUUAGAACUGGUGGUGGUAAGGAUCGUCAUGCUCAUACAAUCGAUGUUGAAGCUAUUAAUCUUCAUUCUUUUCUAUAUAGUCAAGGCGGUCGCAAGAAGUGCAAUAUAAAUUUGGUACAGUGUAGGGCGAUUAGAAAUCUCACGCUUAUCGGAGCUUUUUUGACUGACCAGUGGUUAGAAGAUUUGAUUCCUCAACUUCCCCUCCUCGAGAGUUUGCGAUUAACCAAUUGCUACGGCUUGCAACACAUGAAGAUCUGGAAUCAACAUCUAAAAGACUUUGUUUUGUCUGUAGAUCGUCGAUUGGGCUCGCUUGAGGCUUCAAUUGAUACCCCAAAUUUAGUCUCCUUCAGCUACUGUGGGUAUAAAAUGUUUAAAAUUUCAAUUAAUGCGCCAAAUCUACUCGAUGCCUAUAUCAAUUUUCCUGCCUACCCGAGAAUGAAUUACAAUAUUGAAUGGUACACUAGUCUAAUAAAAUUCCUUUCAGUGUUCAACGGCUCCAAAAAAGUGUGUGUAUUUUCUUUCCAUGAAAAGGCUCUCAUUAUUCCAGAUGAAGUGAAAAAGAUAUGUAGUUCUCCAUUGCCCGAUCUCAAGCAUAUGAAGGUACAGACCGCCACAGGCAGUCGAUUGCAUGGGAAGGUGAUGCUCAGAAAAUCCUUGCUUUGGAUUGCACCUUCUAACUUGGAGACAUUGCCAAUAGGUUAAUGGAUCUUUAGUUUUAUGUGAAUAUAUAUUUUGGUUUUGUAGAUGCAAGUUAAGCCAAGCUUUGAUUUUGGCAUUUUGCCAACAAAAGCUAAGACCUUUCAUAGGCCUUUGGCUACAGUGUUAUGUUGUUGUACUAAAUCUUUUCCCCCCUUUUUUAAGAGGAUUAAACUUCUUUCUAGUCUCAAUGAAAAGAGGGGUUCUACCGGUUGAAGUACGAACAUUGUACACAUAUUUCAAUUCAUUUUCCGAACGUACUUGUCAUUUGUGUCGUGGAAGUUGAGGUCUAAAGUAAACUAAUCUAUAUAAUAGAAAGCGUAAAGCUUUCCACUGUUCAUGCGCACUUUCAACCAAAACGAAAGAGGCGCAAUUUUGGAGGUUCCAGUAUAAGCUCCGCCUUCUUUCUGCAUCUUCAGCUGUUGCCUGUAAGUCUCCUUCUGUCUUUGCAAGGCUAAACUCCAGGACCGCAAUUUUCUGCUCAAUAUAUGUCUAGAGGUCAGAAAUAUGCUUAAACGCCAGAUUUGCUUGCUGCUCCAGCUCCUAGACCCUCCGGGAAUAGUAGUCAAGUUCUGCUGAGGCACGCAACUCCAUCUCUUGUAGCUGGUUAUCUAAGGUAUCCAUAUGAGCCUCAAGCGUCCUUGCAAAAUUCAUCUCGUGAAAAG